AUGCAGCUGUCGUUCUGCAAGCUGCGCACCCACCAGUGGUGUUUCUUGCUCUUCAACGUGCUCCUGUUCCAUGCGCUGCUCUUCGGGGCAGACUUUGUGGAGGAGUACCUUCUCCAGCCCUUCCCAGGCACCUACACAGACGUGAAAGUGCUGGAGGUCAGGGAGAGGGCGCGGAAGCUGGACAUGACCGCAGCAAGGGGCAACAUCUCCCAGCAGUACACCAUCAGCAACCCUCAGGCCUGCUCUGGUCAGGAUCUAUUCCUGCUAGUGCUCAUCUUCAGUUCCCCUGACAAUGCCCAUCGCCGGGAGACCAUCCGCAGGACCUGGGCCAAUCGCACACACAUCCAGAAAUGUCUGAUCCGGACAUUGUUUAUACUGGGAUCACCCACAUCCCUUAGCACGCAAGCCACCGUCCUGAAGGAGGUUGAACUCUACAGUGACAUCAUCCAGGGGCAUCUCAUCGACUCACCUAGUAACCUGACUCCUAAAACCCUGCUAGCCAUGCAGUGGGUGGUGACGUUCUGCCCCUUCGCACGGUUUAUCUUGCACGCCAAUGAGACGGCAUUUGUGAACUUAAUGGCCUUGGGGGACUACCUGCUCACACUUCGACGGCACCCAGAGGAUUUGUACAUUGGCCGUGUGGUGCACCAGGAGAUGCCUGACAGAGACCCCAACAGCGCUCACUUCCUGUCCCCCGGUCUGUAUCGUGACAAGUACUUCCCUGACUACUGCUCGGGCUCCGCCUUUGUCAUCUCCCAAGAUGUGGCCCGGAAGGUAAUUGUGGCUUCAGCAGAGGUGCAUUACCCUGUGCCCUACGAUGUGUUUGUGGGGAUAUGUGCCCGCAAGGCUGGCGUUGUGCCAACCCACAGUGCCCGCUUCUCAGGAGAGAGGCACAUCCGCUACAACGCCUGCUGCUACCAGUUCAUCUUUAGCUCAGCCAGCGUGGGGGAUGAGCAGCUGGACUCCAUCUGGCAGGAUCUGGGGGAGGAAAGGAGAUGCUCCCUGCUGGAGACCUACUAUAGCCUGGUGGCCUGCAAGGCACUCACCUACCUAGACAAGUUUUCAUUCUUCAACACUGGGAGCAUUAGGGAAGCUGAUUCCCAUGGCUAA
Messenger RNA from Anguilla anguilla (European eel), 1110 nucleotides. Its product is annotated as putative UDP-GlcNAc:betaGal beta-1,3-N-acetylglucosaminyltransferase LOC100288842. Gene Ontology annotation, cellular component: membrane. NCBI's taxonomy places the organism in Eukaryota, Metazoa, Chordata, Actinopteri, Anguilliformes, Anguillidae. The transcript has 2 exons. The record is from RefSeq and is a predicted model, not a curated record. Bases 1 to 1110 code for a protein of 369 amino acids. Gene Ontology annotation, molecular function: hexosyltransferase activity.